GUGAGCUGUGAUUGGUCACAGCUGGUCACAUGGUACAAGGCUGUUGUGAAUGGCCUUGUACCAUGUGACCUCUGUGAUCAUUCACAGAUUUCACACGUAGUAAGCAAUGAUGUCAAACGUGAAAUCUUUGUCACUAUUUAUCAGCGCUGCACUUCAGUUUUAAAGAAGUGACAUCUUGCUUACUACUCUGCAUGUGAGAGGUCCCGUACAAUGAUCGGUGUUCCACUGUGUCCAGAGGAUAGAGCGGCACUGGAUCGUGGUGCUGCGUGCUCCCAGGGAGCGCGCACAGUCCAAAAUGGCAGGCGCCGUUU
Molecule: messenger RNA, 311 nt
Organism: Staurois parvus
Lineage: Eukaryota; Metazoa; Chordata; Amphibia; Anura; Ranidae
Source: the annotation of a GenBank genome assembly